Lotus japonicus is the source of this 558-nucleotide messenger RNA. Its product is annotated as 60S ribosomal protein L39. The coding region runs from base 154 to 309 and encodes 51 amino acids. The transcript is spliced from 3 exons. Gene Ontology annotation, cellular component: cytosolic large ribosomal subunit; ribosome. NCBI's taxonomy places the organism in Eukaryota, Viridiplantae, Streptophyta, Magnoliopsida, Fabales, Fabaceae. Gene Ontology annotation, biological process: translation. The record is from RefSeq and is a predicted model, not a curated record. Gene Ontology annotation, molecular function: structural constituent of ribosome.
AGCAACAAAAAAAGAUCCGAACCCGGUCCAAUUCUUACCCGCUAACUACCCAUAUAAGGUUUUGCUUCCCCUUCAUUUCCACUGAAAUUAGGGUUUUCCACAGAGAACUGCUUCUGAAACUUUUCUGCGUUUCUUCCUCGGCGGCGAGCGAAAAUGCCUUCCCACAAGACCUUCAGGAUCAAGAAGAAGCUCGCGAAGAAGAUGAGGCAGAACAGGCCAAUCCCUUACUGGAUCCGUAUGAGGACCGAUAACACAAUCAGGUAUAAUGCUAAGCGUAGGCACUGGCGUCGUACCAAGCUCGGAUUUUAAGGUGGAUCAACCUGCUAUUCGAGAUUUUAAGCUGUUUUUGUUUUGGGUUUUUCUAGAAUGUUACGAGCGAUGUGGAAAGGUUGUAAUUUUGAUCUCGAGUUUAGAGAUCAAUGUAGAGCGUUUCCAUGACUUGAUUUAAAUGUUUUGUUGUUAUUGUUGGUAUCAAUGUGAAACUGAGAUAGGAGAUUUUGUUUAUUGAUGUUGGGUUGAGAUACCAUUUCUAUGAAAAUUUUGAAUGUUGGUUGUUAA